Messenger RNA from Epinephelus moara (kelp grouper), 1402 nucleotides. RefSeq lists its product as uncharacterized. The coding region runs from base 207 to 1172 and encodes 321 amino acids. NCBI's taxonomy places the organism in Eukaryota, Metazoa, Chordata, Actinopteri, Perciformes, Serranidae. The transcript has 6 exons. The record is from RefSeq and is a predicted model, not a curated record.
UAUUUUCUCUCAGGAGGAGCUAUUCAUUUUACUUUAAAGCACAACCCGUCUGCUCAGUUGGAGAUUGUGCCACUUUGACUCGCAUGGUUCACUGUUAGGUUUUUAGGCUACACCUACUUGAGGCUGGCGCAUAUGCUGGCCAGCUGCUCAUCGGAUUCCUUUCCAUUUACGGCUAACAGAUUCCCACGGUCAGCACCGACUGUGCAAUGUUUUUGUUGGAUAUACUUUGUCAUCCGGUGUGGGCAUUUAUCACGGCGCUGCUGGCGCUCGUCGUGCGCUCUCAGCGCAGAGGACGCUGGGAUCCACGAGCCUGCACCGUGCGGCUGACAGGCAAGACUGCUAUUGUCACAGGAGCCAACACAGGGAUUGGAAAGUUCAUUGCCUUGGACUUUGCACGCCGUGGGGCUCGUGUUAUCCUGGCUUGUCGAAGUGAGGCCCGGGGAAAAGCAGCACUUCAAGAAAUCAGAGAGAAAACAGGAAACUCCGACGUCCACCUGCGUCUGGUGGACGUGUCCUCCCAGGACUCUGUCAGGGAAUUUGCGAAGAGGAUUCUUGAAGAGGAGAAAGCUCUCCAUAUCCUUGUUAACAAUGCUGGAGUAUCAGGGUUACCCAGGCAGAUAACCAAAGAUGGGUUUGAUACCACUUUUGCCACCAAUGUCCUGGGACCGUUUCUCCUCACAGCCCUGCUGCUGGACCUAAUAAAGCGUUCAGCUCCGGCACGCAUUGUCACCGUUUCCUCAGUCAACCAUAAGAAGGGUUGUGUGGACUUCUCUCACUUCCAUGGCGAGAACCUCACCUAUUACAUGGAUACUGUCUACAACCACACUAAGCUGCACAAUGUCAUCCUUACCAGCGAGCAAGCACGCAGGCUAGAAGGGACAGGCGUCACUGCAAACUCUGUCCACCCUGGUGUUGUCAUGACAGAAGUGAUGAGACACUAUCCACGCAUAAUUCGUUGCAUUUUCAACCUCACUGGAAUUUUCUUUUUCAAGUCUCCAGAGGAGGGUGCCGUCAGCUCAAUCUACUGUGCAGUAGCAGAGGAAAUGGAGGGGGUAACUGGGAAGUAUUGUGACAGCGACUGCUACCUGGUCCUCCCCGCCCCUUUAGCUCGAGACGCUGCCCUUGCAGUCAAGGACUUUGAGGUCUGCGAGAGACUGACAUCAAAGCUUUGAAACAACUAUCAGGCAAAAGGAGGCCUGAUAACGGAGAAGGGGUCAAACUCCAGUGCACCUCCUGAGUGAACCAUUGUGACAUAAUGUCAUAAUGUCAUAAUCAAAAAUCAACAGGUGAAGCUUCUGAAAACAUUUUCAUGGGUAGUUUGAAGGGACGUAACAUGUUUUUAAGAGAAGCACAAAUUAAUCAUGUCUUGUGUAUUUGAGAAAUAAUAAAGUUUUUUCACUUG